AUGCUCCUCAAAAAAGCCAUCCUUAUUCCCCUCACCCUUUGCUUGGCCCCUUUCACCCAGGCGCUGAGCAAAGAUGCCGACCUCGCAAUCACCCACACUAAGGAGCUCACGGCAAGUUUCCAAGCCGUUGAUACAGCUUUCAACAACUGGGGCGGCAAUUUCAUUGCGCUUCUUAAGCCUGUGAACUCUCUCCGGAACUUGCACACCGCCUACACGACUGCCACCGCAGACGCCAACAAGGCCCCUCAGUACACGAAGGAGGAGAGUGGCUUGAUUGUGAAGAGUAUGGAAACCGUGGCCAGUUCUGGUGACAAGGCCAAUGAAUCCCUUCUCAAGAAGUUACAAUGGGUGCGUGUGGCCAAGCUCGGAUUCAUUGCCGAUGCUCUUUUGGAAGUUUUCAAGAAAGAGAUAAUGAGGUAUCUGGAUGCCAUGGCCCCAAAACUGGACUCAGACUACGCUGCGGAUAUUCAGAAGUUCAAGUCUGCAGCGGACUCCUCAUUCCAAAAGAUAUCUGAUGGUCUCUCGGGCUAA
Molecule: messenger RNA, 531 nt
Organism: Arthroderma uncinatum
Lineage: Eukaryota; Fungi; Ascomycota; Eurotiomycetes; Onygenales; Arthrodermataceae
Exons: 2
Coding region: 1-531 (176 amino acids)
Source: RefSeq, a predicted model, not a curated record